UCGAGGUGUCAGCGCUCCCUCAUGCUGGAGCAGCACACCUACUCCGCCAGACUCCAGAGCAAUUAUUUGUAUGCAAGUGUCCAUCCAGAGGGUCAGUCUGGAGAUGGCUGCGAAUCGGGUGGGGAGGCGUUAUAACAAUAAGAUCCACUCACCGAACCGUGGUACCAGCCGGGAAGCUGGACUCAGCGUCCAGAAGAGGCAAGCACGAGUCACCGUGAAAUAUAACAGAAAGGAACUCCAGAGGCGUCUGGAUGUGGAAAAGUGGAUAGAUUGUGGACUAGACGAGCUGUAUUUGGGAAGGGAAGAGGAUAUGCCUGAGGAAGUGAACAUUGAUGAGCUACUAGACCUACAGAGUGAUGAAGAAAGGACGCAGAAGCUUAAGGACAUCCUUCAUACCUGUGGUAACAACACAGAAGUGUUCAUCACAGAACUGGUGAAUAAACUUCAUGGUUUACAGAAACAAGAAGAUCUCCACAACAAUGGGAUUGAACAUCCCCAGCUUCACAUCUUUCCUGAACGCCAAGGCUCUCCUGACGCUGAGAGACACUGAGCAUCUGCUCAAACAUCUACAGCUCUUCAGUCUCCUGUAUCAAACCCGCUUCAUAUCAAAGCAUCAGCAGCACAUUCAUUUAGAGUAACAAAACAGAAAAUAACUACAAAAAUAUUUAUUUAAAAAUCUUGCCUACAGUUCAGAGUAAAACACUGAGUGACCACUAACCACUGCAUGGACCUGUGAAAAGUUGUAGAAAUUUUUCAACAAUCAUAAAUGAGAGUCUUGUUUGUUACAAUAGAAGUGCUUUCACACAAUGAACGUGUAUUUGUUAAUUUAAGCAAUUAUUUGUACCUGAUCCCUUAAAAUUGCUUUCAUUAGUAUAUAACCCACUAUAGUCAGGAUUAUAUGGAAAUAUUAAAUAACUUGUUUGCCUUUAAUAAUAAAAAAAGUUUAUUUAGUGAAUUUUAGAUCAUCUGA
This is a messenger RNA of Carassius carassius (crucian carp), 970 nucleotides long. RefSeq names its product protein phosphatase 1 regulatory subunit 14A-like. Bases 71 to 550 code for a protein of 159 amino acids. Gene Ontology annotation, molecular function: protein serine/threonine phosphatase inhibitor activity. The transcript has 4 exons. NCBI's taxonomy places the organism in Eukaryota, Metazoa, Chordata, Actinopteri, Cypriniformes, Cyprinidae. The record is from RefSeq and is a predicted model, not a curated record. Gene Ontology annotation, biological process: regulation of phosphorylation. Gene Ontology annotation, cellular component: cytoplasm.